AUAAUAUAUAGUACUUGGUUAAGGCAAGGGUUUGGCAUAUCUUCAUGACUUUAUUGAUCCUCCAAAGCUCCAAUCAUCCACAGAAACAUCAAAUCAAGUAACAUCGUACUUGAUGUCUGACUGCAAAGAUUGCUGACUUCUGCCUUGCAAAACUUUUGGAAAACCCUGAGAAAGGUCAUGUCACACAAGUACACAACUCUAGUGCAAGGAACUAUGAUCCUGAGUAUUAUUUGACGUUUGAGCUAUCGAAAACGAGUGACGUGUGUUCGUGUGCAUCGAUGCUUGAGCUGUUAACGGGUAAAAGUCCGACAUAUGAAAGCAAAAACGUGGGGAGAAUAGUAAAGAUGAAGAUGGAUAUAUAGAUCAAGUAACUUGUAUGACAUGCAAGACUUGCUGGACACAACAAUCAUUGCAAGCAGCGGGGUCUGUAUGUUGACAUGGCCCUGAGAUGCGUAGAGGAAAAGGGACUCGCAGGUUUAAGCCCUAAUAUAGAUUCAGCAUCGACUUUGAGUGCAUAGAGAUGGUUGAAGCUCUGUGGUUUGAUGAGACGGGUGUUUACGAACUUUUUGUUAUCGCCCUCUGUAACAUCUCUGUAGCAAAAAGAAAAAGAUACUUGUUAGACUCACAUAACUUGUGCUGCAUCAAUUAUGCAUACAUAUUUUCCUUUUCCGUGAUAUUUCAAGUUGGUUGUAUUACCAAUCAAUAUUUUGUAUGGUAUAUAUAUCGUUUAAUGAAGUCCGAUUUAGUUGGG
Molecule: messenger RNA, 751 nt
Organism: Thlaspi arvense
Lineage: Eukaryota; Viridiplantae; Streptophyta; Magnoliopsida; Brassicales; Brassicaceae
Source: the annotation of a GenBank genome assembly